AUGGAGCUGCAGCUCGCGGCCGUGCUCGGCUCGCUCGCCCUCGGCGGCGCGGUCCUGGUGCUGUUCUUCGGCAAGUGGUGGCAGCCGCUGGCCGGCACCGACCGGCGCGUCAAGGAGCUGGCCGACGCGGUGGAGGCCCUGCUGCGGCAGCGGGCCGAGGUGCUGGGCCACGACCCGGCGCCGUCGUCGGAUCCCGUGCGCGCGUGGCUGCGGCGCGUGCAGGAGGCGCAGGACGAGUUGGCGUCCAUCAAGGCGCGGCACGACGGCGGGCAGCUGUACGUGGUCCGCCUGGUGCAGUACCUCUUCCUCCCGACGGGCCCCGUCGCGGGCCUGGCCGAGCAGCAGCUCAAGGCUUUGUGGGCGCUCCGGGAGCAGGGCGCCGCGAUCCUCGACGCCGCGCUGGCCACGCCGCAGGCGCCGCCGCCUCUGCUCUGCGACCCCGAGGAGCUGGAGGGCCUCCCCGCGGAGGCGGGGCCCGCGAGGGCCUACCUCAACGAGGCACUCCGCUUCCUCGGCGACUGCGACGCCGCGCUCGGCGUCUGGGGCGCCGGCGGCGUGGGCAAGAGCACGGUGCUCAAGCUGGUGCGCGAGGUGUGCGGCCGCGUCGCGCGCUUCGACCACGUCGUGCUCGUCGCCGCCUCCAGGGACUGCACGGUGGCCAAGCUCCAGAGGGAGGUCGUGUCCGUGCUCGGCCUGCGCGACGCGCCCACGGAGCAGGCGCAGGCCGCCGGGAUCCUGAGCUUCCUCAGGGACAAGAGCUUCCUCUUGCUGUUGGACGGCGUUUGGGAACGCCUGGACCUGGAGAGGGUCGGCAUCCCGCAGCCCCUCGGCAUGGCCAACGGCAAGGUGAGGAAGAUCAUAGUGGCGUCGAGGAGCGAGGCGCUGUGCGCUGACAUGGGCUGCCGCAAGAAGAUCAAGAUGGAGUGCUUCAACGAGGAGGAUGCGUGGAGCCUGUUUCAAGCUAAUGUUGGCGGCGACACCAUUCAUGGCCACACUCAAAUUCCUGCACUUGCUAGACAGGUCGCUGCCGAAUGCAAGUGCUUGCCUCUGGCUCUCGUCACCGUCGGCCGCGCCAUGUCAAAUAAGCGCACACCAGAGGAGUGGUCCAACGCACUCGACACCCUCAAGGCGUCGCUGCCCUCCGGCACGCCCGGCUUGGACAAGAGCACGCACGCGCUACUGAAGUUCUGCUACGACAAUCUGGAGAGCGACAUGGUGAGGAAAUGCUUCCUGACCUGCGCGCUAUGGCCGGAGGACCACAACGUCUUCAAGGAGGAGCUCGUGCAGAGCUGGAUCGGACUCGGCCUGCUCCCGGAUCUCGGCGACAUCGAAGAGGCCCACAGGUUCGGGCUCUCGUUGAUUGCCAUCCUGAAGGACGCGCGCCUGCUGGAGCCGGGGCACAACCACCGCUACAACAUGUUCCCGUCAGACACUCACGUCAGGCUGCACGACGUCGUGCGCGACGCGGCGCUCCGGUUCGCUUCCGGCAGGUGGCUGGUCCGUGCAGGCGCCGGGCUCAGGGAGCCCCCGCGCGAGGAGGUGCUGUGGCGUGGCGCGCAGCGCGUGUCCCUGAUGCACAACACCAUCGAGGACGCCCCGGCGAAGGUGGGCAGCGCCCUCGGGGACGCGCAGCCGGCGUCGCUGAUGCUCCAGUUCAACAAGGCCCUGCCGAAGAGAAUGCUCCAGGCGAUCCAGCAUUUCACCAAGCUCACGUACCUGGACCUCGAGGACACCGGCAUUCAGGACGCCUUCCCCAUGGAAAUCUGCUGCUUGGUCAACCUGAAGUACCUCAACCUAUCCAAGAACAAGAUCCUGUCGCUGCCGAUGGAGCUGGGCAACCUGGGCCAGCUCGAGUACUUCUACCUGCGGGACAACUACUACAUCCAGAUCACGAUACCACCGGGGCUGAUCUCGCGGCUUGGGAAGCUGCAGGUGCUGGAGCUGUUCACCGCGAGCAUCGUCUCCGUCGCGGACAACUACGUCGCGCCAGUCCUUGACGACCUCGAGAGCAGCGGCGCGCGCAUGGCGUCGCUCAGCAUCUGGCUUGACGCCACCCGCGACGUGGAGCGCCUCGCGCGGCUAGCGCCCGGCGUGCGCGCCCGGUCGCUCCACCUGCGCAAGCUAGAAGGGGCGCGCGCGGUUCCGCUGCUGGCCGCGGAGCACGCUCCGGAGCUUGGUGGCGUGCAGGAGAGCCUGCGGGAGCUGGCGGUCUACUCGUCCGACGUCGAGGAGAUCGCAGCCGAUGCGCACAUGCCCAGGCUGGAGAUCAUCAAGUUUGGGUUCCUCACGAAGCUGUGCGUCAUGGCUUGGUCUCAGGCCGCCGGGUCCAACCUCCGCGAUGUCGGCAUGGGCGCGUGCCACAGCCUAACGCACGUGACGUGGGUGCAGCACCUCCCCUGCCUAGAGUCGCUGAACCUCAGCGGGUGCAACGGGCUGACGAAGCUGCUGGGUGGCGCGGAGGACGGCGGCAGUGCCACGGAGGAGGUGGUCGUGUUCCCGCGGCUGAGGGUGCUGGCCCUACUGGGGCUGCCGAAGCUGGAGGCCAUCCGAGCCCAGGGGGAGUGCGCGUUCCCGGAUCUGCGGCGCCUACAGACGAGGGGGUGCCCGCGGCUGAAGAGGAUUCCGAUGCGCCCGGCGCGCGGGCAGCAGGGUACCGUGCGGAUCGAGUGCGACAAGCAUUGGUGGAACGCGCUACAGUGGGCGGGCGAGGACGCCAAGGCCUGCUUCGUCCCCGUGGUCUGA
Miscanthus lutarioriparius is the source of this 2742-nucleotide messenger RNA. NCBI's taxonomy places the organism in Eukaryota, Viridiplantae, Streptophyta, Magnoliopsida, Poales, Poaceae. The record is from the annotation of a GenBank genome assembly.